Molecule: messenger RNA, 4168 nt
Organism: Paraglomus brasilianum
Lineage: Eukaryota; Fungi; Glomeromycota; Glomeromycetes; Paraglomerales; Paraglomeraceae
Source: the annotation of a GenBank genome assembly
AUGAAGAAAUUUCAAGUGGCCCCCCCACCCAAUUUGGCACGACUUCAUCGUGCAAGGGAGGAGUUAGGCCACCCGGAAUUUACUCCUCCUAGAACGGGUCAAAUAGAAGAACAAAUGACGGACCACAAUGUCCGAACCGGUUUCUCCGAGCCGUUGUUCGUCGACGAUGAGAAUGGGUCUGCUUAUGAGUUCUUUGCCAGUGACCUGGCAACUCCCAAUAUAUUGGCAUCGGUGGAGACAUCGUUUCUCGAGAUAAUACGGAACCAGCGGAUGGGUGUCGAAAUGCUUGACAGCACGCAUAAUAUCGAGUUACCGCCUCGCCGUCAUAUAUCGGAUAAGGACAAGUGGUUUGAUAUGCUGGCUUCGGAUGUUCCAUUAAAAAACUUGGUUCAGAUUUUUCCCGGCUCUCUUGAUUGGAUGCAUCUGUUGAGAAUUGCAUCUGAGAUUCAAGUUCCAUAUGUGAGGACUAUUUGGGCAAUAAAAGUACUUACCAAGUAUAUGGAAGUCGAGAACAAAAGCUUAAGCUUUGAUGGCUUAUGGGAUCGCAACACAUACCAAUUCCUGCUUGGUCAGCUUGAUUAUUUUGAUGCCGCUAAAUGGGACUACAGUGUACGAUUAACGAAAUACAUGUAUGAUGAUGGACUUCUAGGGCAGAGAUUUCUAAGAGACACGCUGAUCUAUUUAACCAACGAAGGUGAUGAUGAAUGGCGGUUGGCCAUUUGGCUAUUUCUUGUUCAGACAUUUUUGUUCGAGUAUCAGCGCAGCAUAUCUUUGAUGCGUUUACUACUAAAGGCAUUAUUUAAUCAGUUAACUAAGCUUCGUAGGAAUCCAGAUAACAUAUCGAGUCCCGAUCUACCAUACGUUAUGAUUAAGAACAUGUUGCAGGGUCUUCUUUUGACUGAUCCAGACACUUUUGUGUUGCCACGACGAUGGUUUGGCGAAGAAUUGCGUGAGCUUAUUCGAACUGCUUUGGUUGAAGAUGAUUCUAAAGCACCAGUUCCAGCACAGAUAAAAGCAAAACUACAGAAAAUAUUUGAAGAGAUCAACGAAAGAAACGAGAUUAUUGAUGACAGACGAGCACUAACAACAGGACGUUUCAGAAAAGAUGAUGCUGAUUCAGAACCAUCUACAUUAACCAAGGUACUCGAUAACGUUAAAAUGCCACCAAACUAUCAAGUUCUUGUAGCCGAGUAUUUCUCGACAAAGACAACUGACCUGUCAAAUCUAGAGAAAGAAUUAUCCGGGCACAUAUAUACUUUAUGCUAUUGGGCGGUUACUCAUCUUAGAAGUGGAGAUCAUAGAGUCUACAUUGUUAGUAAUGUGCUGACUACUUGGAAGAAUAAUGCAGCGAAUAGUGCAGAGAAGAACCGACGGCAGGCAUUCCUACAGAAUGCACUACUCGACUUUUUGGAUAAAUAUUCCCUAGUUGAAACUGGUAGUAGAGCAGAAGAAGACAUAGAAGCCGUUUCUCGAUUGUUCGCAGAACUAAUAAGAUGUAAAACUAAUGGCCAUUUCAGUAAUCUACAAUAUAUGUACCGUCUAAUAUCAAGAGGAGAUUUCACGCCUAUGAAAAUACAAACCGACAGAACGCUUCGUCAUAUACGCUACAUUCGAUGGUUUCCCAUGCAGUCUAAUAGUCAACAUCAACUAAGCCAGCGGCGAAGAAUGUUAGAUUGUGUAGAUAAUGUCCAAGAUACAGAGUUAAUAGAAAAAAUCAAAGAUAUAAUCAAAGAGAAGCUGUCACAUUCUUUUGGAGAUCAAAAUAAUGAGCUUAAGGAGGUUAUCUUUGAUGAUCCAACCAAGGACUUUGACUUAUUUUUGAACUUUGAUCGUGACAGCAUCGAGUUAAUAUCAAAGGCAACAAAAUUUGUACAGUUAUAUAUAACAAAAACUUGGUUGAUACCAGCCGUAAAAGGUUUUGUCCUAAAUGUGACAAUUGACGAAGAGAAUUGGCGGAAUCUAUCGGACCCCGGGUCGUCUUUACUCAGCUCUCGACAGUUUUCAAUAAUAGUAGAAAUUGCCUUAUGGGUAUUAGAACACACGAUGGAAAAAAGCAUGUUUCUGAUAAUACUGGAUAUAAUAAAGCGACAUGAAGUUAUAUGGGAAGCAAUGAACAAAAUGGCCACUAUCGUGGAUGUACUUUUGGGCAAAACCGAACAAUUGCGUAAGAAAAAUGCUGUUGAAUUAUCCAUUGUGAAGUAUCUCCGCAAGUUUACCGAUAUACCAGCGGACAAGAAGGCACAGCUCGAGAAAGAUUUACUAACACCAAUCAAGUACCCUCUGUUCACAGCUAUAGGUCGUCACCGAAAAAAUCUUGGUCCGGUUGAUUCCACUCUUAUGAAAAUCCACGGAUUUCGAAUCUCAAUAGCAUCUAAUAUUAACGGCAAGUGGAUAAAAUCCGAAUCAACGACAGGCUAUCUCUACGUCAUGCUUGAUGCUUGCAUCAGAGCUAUUAACUUGUACAAAAAUAGUUGCGAAGAUCCCCUGGAGAUUCGUCGAGUAAUUAUUAUUUUUGGCGAUAUUCUGCGCGAAAUUGGAGAUCGGACCCCGCUUGGUUUAGAUGGGGUAAUGCGAAUAUGGAUUAGUAACCAUUCCCAAACCAGUAAGACUGACCGAAUAGAUCGAGUCGAUAAGACAGAUUGGGAUGAAGUGGAUAAAGUGAAUGAGCGAGUGAUGAGCGAAGAGUCACCGACAUGGUUGUUACUGUUUAUAGUGACCUUGGUGUCAAAAAGACUGGUUUCUAUCAAGUGUAUAUUGCAUGAAGUAUGUGACCGAUAUUUAGCACCCGUAGCGGAGAAAAUGAGAAAACAUGAGGAGGUGGAUAAUGAAGAAUUGAACGAGUGUGUAAACUCGUGUCGGUUGUUGGGCUUACUGCUUGUUCAAGGUGGCCUUGACUAUGGGAAAGAUUUGCAAUUGACUAUUAUGGAAAUUCAAGCGCUGAAAACGCAAUGCAAGGAAUCCGAAUUUGGCCUGGGCAUUCUUGAUACAUUGUCUGUUACUUUCCAUAACCUUGCCAUAAUAGAAACCCUAGUUCACGCUCAAAAUCCAAAAAUAGCAAACGAAAUAGAACAAUUCCAAAUGGCUCUCGCUAACACCGAGUGGUUUGUACGACUCUGUACGGAGAAUGUGUCUGGAGUGCACGACAAAUUUAUCAAAGCAUCGAAGAAAUAUAGAUUGAGGAAGGUUGAGUCGAGGAUGAUUGAUAUUGUACAGUUAUCAUUGGGAAGCCAUGAUGGAAUUGACGGAUAUGCAUAUACACGUUCAACAAACGCGUUCAUAAACUAUUUCAAAACGGCGUUUUCACAAAUUGAUACAUGGAACUUUGAGAAACGCCGUAUAGAAUUUAGCCUUGUUAUGGACCAGAUAAUGGUUCUUAACUCCACCGGAGAUCACCUUGACAAAGACGGCGAUUCAUCCGUACCAAUGGACGUGGAUGAAGCGAAUCUCAAAGACUGUAUAACAGAAUAUUUCUGGAAAGAAUUAGUGUUACAAGGUAGACUUGACUGCGAUACUGUUAGCGCAAUUGUGAAAGACGUGCGGCCUGACAUUGCGAGAGAGUUAUUUGAACAAGGAAUGCUGGUCAUGAAAACGCAUACCGAGCUGAUCCCUGGAAUCGAAGAAGUAUUCCGGUCCUUGUUGCUCUCUGUGAAAGAUAAUCGUAAAAUCGAUUUUUGCGAAGUUUUAUUAGAACAAGUGCAAGUCCUGGUCGAUAGCAACGAGGACACGUUUGAGAGAAGUCUGCUGCCUCGUAUAAAAUGCUUUCUCUUGGUCAUAAAGAUACCUCUGGCUCUAUGUAAACAACAAGUUCUUUCUUCUAACGAUCCUAUCAAAGAAAGUGAUCUUUUGGGACGGUGGAUUAUUGCUCUUACUCAUUUGCUCGGAGAUAGGCGCAUACACCAGAAUGGAGCCGGGGUAACAAAGUUUAGAUUAAUUUUAGACCUUGUUACUAUGCUUCACGAUGAAAUGCCAGUGUCAUUCCGGAAUCACACUAUUGCCAAGUUGAGGCAACAUGACUUUACUAUUCCUCCAGUUUGGGGUGAACGUGUAAAACGAGUUCUGCCGUGGCAAUCAGUAUUAGGUGAAGUUAAUGGAUCACGCAAGCGUCCAUGGGAGUUGAUUGGAGGUCUAGGAGAAGACGAUGAUUAUUCUUGGACUCCAAUUAGCCUCC